AUGGCACCACAAACAAAAGUAGAAUUUGUUGUUUUAAAAUUAACAUAUUUCAAAUUUAUUCAUCCUCAAAGUCCUAGAAUUACAGUGUCACACAAGAAGCGUUCACCAAGUGGCUCCAUGCCUCAAAUUAAAGAUUGGUUUGAUCGCAUAAUGACUCAAGAGAAAUCGAGUAUACCCUCCAACGUAAAGGUACGUUAUUGUGAGUGGAAUAUAAAUUCAGGCAAUGCAAAUUUAUUUACAAUAAAUGGUUUUCGUUUUGAUAAUAUGGUUUUAAUAUUGGGCGAAGAAUCCGUGCAUUGGAUGUUUUAUAUGUGCCAGCAAAGACGUAUCGAAGGAUGUGUUCCUUUAUCAGUUAAUUAUUGCAGCUGCUGUUUCAACAAUCAGUACUUGGAAAUUAUGGAAUCCGUUAAGGGCUGUCUGAUGAAAGAGAUCAGUUGUAAACAUGAAUAA
Molecule: messenger RNA, 450 nt
Organism: Calliphora vicina (urban bluebottle blowfly)
Lineage: Eukaryota; Metazoa; Arthropoda; Insecta; Diptera; Calliphoridae
Exons: 3
Coding region: 1-450 (149 amino acids)
Source: RefSeq, a predicted model, not a curated record